Molecule: messenger RNA, 2655 nt
Organism: Chaetomium globosum CBS 148.51
Lineage: Eukaryota; Fungi; Ascomycota; Sordariomycetes; Sordariales; Chaetomiaceae
Exons: 3
Coding region: 1-2655 (884 amino acids)
Biological process (GO): retrograde vesicle-mediated transport, Golgi to endoplasmic reticulum
Source: RefSeq, a predicted model, not a curated record
AUGGCCCUCCUGCUUUCUCCAGCAAAGCUUGUGCUGCUGGCCGUGCACUGCGCCGUCAACAGCGACAUCGACAGCUUGACCACCCUCGCUGCCCGCCACGGCACUGUGCUUCGAAAAGACCUACUGCUGCGCAUCCUCCUCACCUAUCUGCCCGAGACCCUGCCCUCGAACCAGUAUGCCGCACUUAUCGACCAGCUCGAAUCCGGCGUGUUCCCAGGCACAGCGAACUCAGACGUCGACUGCUCGUCUGUCGAAGACUUCACCGAGGAUGCCGCCGCGAAGAAGGUCAGGAAGCUCCGUCUGCUUCCAUUAGCGUCGCCCGAACCCCCCGAAUUCCCCGAAGUUCCAUCCGGCGACGUUUUAUCGCUCUUCCUGCUGCGCCGGUCAUACAAGGUGGACGAGGAGGCCGGGUUGCUCGACGAACUGCCGGCACUGCUGUUGCCCUUUGUCGAUCACUCCCCAUCCGUGCGCACGCUGCUGGUUUCCACAAUAUUACCACUCCUGCGGCGGAAUUGUGAAUACUACCCUCAGGCGCCCGUAUCAUACACCCUUCAGGGCUUCCAGCAGCUCCCCGACCGCGUUGCCAUGAACCUACUCCUCGCCCAAACUGGCAAUCAGGAAGCCGACCUCCCCUACGUCGGGCGGGAUCUACGGGGAUUAAUCGGGCCGUGGUUAUCAGAGAAAAGGAGGUGGAAGCAGGAAACACAUAAAACACACUCGUCAGACCCGAGUGGGGCGGUCGAAGCGCUCUGUCCUGGCUGGGAUGAGCUUCUCCGCUGGCUCACCACGCAAGCGUCAAGGAAUUGGCAAGUCGCCUCCAGCGCAGUCCAGCAAUGGGAUGGCCUGGAGGAUGCUGAUCUUGGUGGUUGGGGUUCCGUGGAACUGAGUGAUGGCCAACGGGACUACUUGGAGCGGAGCUAUGCCCAAGCGGCCCUAGCAUCUGCCUACCUCAUCCCCGAUGCAUCUCUAAAAGCGCUGGACGGCGCUUACAGCAUCAUCGUUAGAGUUGCCAAGUUGCGUGGCCUGGAGCCCGUCUUCCCGCUUGCGUCGGUAUUGGCCGAGUUGCCAUCACUCACUGGAAGGGUUCCUGACGACAUCAUGUCGGCCAAAAUAUGGCACACUUGCGCAAUAAUCUGCUUGUCCCGCUACGAACUCGCGCGGUCAAUAUACGAUGAAAACCCGGGCGAGCCUCUCGAACGGAAGCUUUUGCAAGACACUAUCUACGCCGCCGCUAUGACUGCCUAUGAUAAUGCCUCCAACCCCAACCGUACCCGCGGCGGUCUUAAGAAAUGCAACGACAUAAUGAAAGCCCUCCCUACGGCGACUGGAGCAUCGUCUCCACAAGCUAAACAGGUUGAAGCCCUUCUCCGGGCGACACACUCCCUCAGUGACUACCGGCUCGUCCUCAAGCAAGGCGAGCCAUUUACACCCGUCGUUUUACGGAUCCACACCGACCCCAUCUCCAUCAUCGGCAAGGUCCUCGAGCAGAACCCCAAGAGCUACACCCAGCUCCACGACCUCGUCUCUGUCGGCACCAACAUGGUCGAAGCCGGCCUCACAGCCCAGUCUAAAACCCCUCUCAACCCCGAGGAAGAAGCCACCCAUCGCCUCACCGCGCAACGGCGCAUCACAGCCAUGUGCAUCGACGCGGCCCUGAAAGAAGACGACUUUGAGACCGCCUACUCCUACGUCGUCAACCGCCUCCCCUCACCAUCCCCCUCCUCAACAACCUCAGACCACAAGAACAACACCAUCAACAGCGACGACUACUCCUGGCGCGCGGCCCUCCAAGCAGGCCGCUACCGGCAGCCCCCCAACAGCCCGACAACCAACCCCCACGCCACCACAGGUCUCGGCGGCCUCGGCGGCAGCGCCAACCCGGCCGUGCGCCACCUCGAACAACGCAUCGAAUGCCUCGCCACCGCGCUGCGCAUCGCGCCCCCAUCCACCCUCCAAGAAAUCGCCAACGCCUUCCGCCGCGCCGAAGAAGAACUCGACGUGCUCGCCCGCGAGGACGACGCGCAGGCCGACGCGUGGGACGCCCGCGGCGAGCAGCUACGUCGCGUCCGCCACAACCACCACCCCCACCAAACCGUGCCGGGCGCGUUCGAUGACACGCCCGCCCACACCCACUACAACCCUGCCCGGCCUGGGAAAACCGCGGCUACAGCCGCCGCCGCCGCGGAAGAAGACGCCGCGCCCAUGUCGCUGUUCGACCUCAGCCGCGCGAGCGUCCUCUCCGCCCAGCGCAACCUCUCCGCUCUAUCCGGCCUGCAGCGGUCGGCCACGGCCGGGCUGGGACGGCUAGCUGGCGCCGGCGCCGGCCACUCCGGGGGCAGGAGCAGGGGGGGCCGGAACCACAUCCCCCCCCUCUUUCUUCUACCGGUGAUGACAACACCGCCACCAGCAGCAACAAUGGCCGAGGGAGCAUGGACAUACGACGGCCGCUUUCGGCGGCGGGGUCGGUGGCGUCGGUGGGGAGCGGGGCCGAGGGGGGCGCAGGUGCGGGUGGGGGCGCGGAUGGACGGGUACGGAAGAGGGAUCAGCUGCGCGAGGCGGCGAUGGGCACGUUGGUUUCGGGCGUGGGGUGGUUGGUUGGGGCGCCGGGGCCGGCGGCGGGGGGGCAGGGGGCGGGGGCUGGGUAGGGUAAGGUAG